AUGAAGAAUUCUGCUCAACAUAUACUCACGGAGCAUCUGAAGUUGAAGCCGUACAAAAAUCAAGAACGACAAUUGCAAAUAGAAGCUAUGAAAGCAGCAAGACUCGAGCGAUGUCGCCAGCUGAAAUGCAGGUUCGUUCGAAAUUUGCAUCGUCGAAUUGUGUUUUCAGAUGAGAAGCUUUUCACGAACGAGCAAGGCCACAAUCGACAAAACGACAGGGGUUGGGCACCUGGGACAAGAAGAAUUCCACUUGACAACAAAGAAGGAAGACAGAGCAGAAGAAAGACAGAACAGGUGAAGGAGGACGAAGAGGAGCUAUUGAAGGGUGGACACAAUAUGCUUCGUGAGAAGUACUUUUAUAGCGCGAGUUGGGUUUCACCACACGAUCAGUCCUGCCUCAACCCGACCAUGCAGUCAUCCGCUUCCUUUCUCUCCAUUCCAUUCCUUCUCCUCUCCGCUUCAUCCGGCCUACAUGGACUCGACCCAUGCCCCCAUCCCGAAGAGAUUCUUCCUUGCGUGUGCUAUAACGAUGAAGAAGGCAAUUACGUAAUCCUGGAUUGCUCAGCGGCGAACUCCAGCUCCCAAAUAUCUUCCGCCUUCAACGACGCCUCCUGGCCAGCCACCAACCUGACCGGCUUCAGUUUGGUCGAUGAUAACCAGGUGGAGGAACUCCCCGAAGGAGUCUUCAAUAACGUAGCUUUCAAGACAAUCUAUGUGGAUAAUUCUACCAUGGCAUCCCUCCAUCCGUCCGCCCUGCUCUCAUCUCAGGACCAACUCGACUUUGUGUACAUCCGGCUCUGCCCGAUGAAAGAGUUUCCUUGGGAUACUCUGCCUCAACUGACCAGUCUGACAGCACUCUACCUGAAAUACAAUCGAUUGACUGCGAUACCAAGCAUCCAAAGCCCCAGCCUUGAUCAAAUGAUCCUUUCUCACAAUCGCAUAUCCAACCUCGAGGCAGAAUGGUUUGCGCCAAGCUUGACCUUCCUUGACUUGAGCGAUAAUCCCAUCUCGACGAUCCCCCAUGGCUUUUUCGAGGGUUUCCAGAACUUGACGCUAUUUGCAUGUCGUAAAUGCGAACUGGGACCUACUCUGCUCAGCGGGACCCUGGAAUUCUACAGUGAAAACUUGCAAUAUGUGAUACUCAUCCACAACAACAUCUCAAGCAUAGAACCAAAUGCCAUAGCAGGUCUGACCCCAGAUACGACUAUUUACCUUCAGGCUAACAACAUCACGGAAUUGACCGAAGAGGUAUUCCGCCCAAUUCUGGAGGUCCUCGUAUUUGGGAGUGGAUACAUUAACCUUUGGGGUGUGUUGCACGGCGUUCCAUACCGUUCCGUUGUUUUCUUCGCACCAUAA
Darwinula stevensoni is the source of this 1356-nucleotide messenger RNA. The record is from the annotation of a GenBank genome assembly. NCBI's taxonomy places the organism in Eukaryota, Metazoa, Arthropoda, Ostracoda, Podocopida, Darwinulidae.